AUGCUGUGUCAUCGCCAGGCGAGCGCACUUUGCGCCGCGGACCCGCAAAUCCGCCACCUUUCCCGCGACUCCGCGCGCAGAGCUCCUCACCGCGUGCGCAUCACCGCAACGGCGCAGAUUCCCGCGUCGAGGAGCGAGCGCGCGCUAAACAGCACUGCCGAUUCCGUCACUCCCUCCCCCGCGCGUAGCCCCAACUGCAGCGCCACGCUUGAAAGCGCUUCCGCUGCUGGUGCUUCCGCCGAUACAUCCCCGCCGAAUGGCUCCGCGCGUUCCCUUACAAACGGAUCCGCGACCAACGGCCGCGCGAGGGGCACGGGUGGGGAAAACGGGGAGGGAGAAGCAGAGAGGGAGCGGGCGGCGAUGCGCGCAGCGAUGCGGGAGCGGACGAGGGCGGUGCGCGCGAGGUACGCGCGCGUGAAGGACGUGCGGAAGGAGCACAUUCCGCCCGACGUGUUCGACUACCUCCGCGCCGUGCAAGAGGUCAUUCAGGGGAAUCAAGGCGCCGAAUCCCGCGCGAGCAGCACUGCGCCUGCUGCGCCUUCCCCCCUGCCCUUUCCCCCGCUCCCGCUGCCCUUCCCCCAGCUUCCCCUGCCCGUCCCCAUGCCGCCGCUCCCCCUGCCGGUCCCCCCGUUCCUGGAGUCGCUAUUCCCCAGAUCCGCGGGGGCCGCCGUUGAGAGCAGCGCAGGCGCGGGGAGCGGAGAGCGCGCGGCGGAGAAGGCGGAGAGCGGGCCUCCGCGGUUCCUGUGCCCCGCGGAUGCCGUUCCGCCCAGCGAAGAGGGGCUGCUUCCGCGGCUCUUCUUCCUGCCAGGCAUCGAGGGAACGGGGUUUGGCCUGCAGCUGCACCACAAGACACUCGCCAGGCUGUUCGAGGUGACCUGUCUGCACGUGCCUCUAUCCGAUCGCUCAGAAUUCUCUCGUCUAGUUGACCUGGUGGAGGAGGAGGUCACCACGGAGCACAACCUGAACCCCUCCCGCGCGCUCUUCAUCCUGGGGGAGUCCUUCGGCGCCCUGCUCGCCCUCGCUGUGUCCGCCAGGAACCCCAAGCUGCCUAUCACUCUCGUGCUCGUCAAUCCUGCAACGAGCUUCCCGCACUCACCACUGCACCCACUCAUCCCAGUGCUGCGAUCCAUCCCUCCGGACGUCUACCACGUCUUCCCCUACCUCCUCAGCUUCACCAUGGGCAACCCCAUACGCAUGGCAUCAGGGCGAGUGCCCCUGGACGCCUCUCCGCUCGACCGCCUGCUGCAGCUCAGGCAGAACCUGCUCGACCUGCUGCCCAUCCUUCCCCUCGUGGCGGACAUUCUCCCCCAGGCCACACUCGAGUGGAAGCUGGACCUGCUGGAGGAGGGCAGCGCGGCCGUGGAGCCAUUGCUUAAGGACAUCAAGCACACCACGCUCAUCGUCGCCGGGGGUGAGGAUCAGAUGCUAUCGAGUGAGGAGGAGGCAAAGCGACUGCACAAGGAGAUGGCGGCAUGCACUACAAUAGUGAAGCAGUGCCCCAACUCUGGGCACACGCUGCUGCUGGAGGCAGACAUAGAUUUGGCGAGCAUCAUCAAGGGAGCGGGCGUAUACAGGCGCAGCAGCAGCAGGCGCGAGGACCCGCAAGUGGACGGCUUCGUGCUGCCCACCGUGGAGGAGUUUGCACGCAGCAAGGGCGGCAUGGACGGCACGAUUCGUCUCAUGUGCUCGCCCGUGUUCCUGUCCACAGUGGUGGACGAUGCGCGAGACACCACCGACCUCAGCAGAGUGCUUAGAAACUCCUCCCACUCCUCCCACUCCUCCCACUCCUCCCACUCCCACUCCUCCCACUCCUCCCAUUCCUCCUCCUCGUCCGCGCGCGUCGUGCUGGGUUUAGAGGGAAUACCAACAGACGAGCGCCCGCUGCUCUUCGUGGGAAACCACCAGACAUACGCGCCAGAUCUCUCCCCUUUGAUAGCUGAGCUUCUCGCACAUGGAGUGCCCCUCAGGGGACUCGCCCACCCUCUCGCCCUCGGCAUGUUCCCAGGCUCUAUAGAGCACAACCCCAUGGCGGAGGAGUUUCGUCUCUUCGGCGCCGUGCCGGUGACGCCUAAAGUGCUGCACCGCCUGAUGGCCACCGACCAGGCGGCGCUGCUGUUCCCGGGAGGCAUGCGAGAGGCGCUGAGGAAACGGGGCGAGGAGUACAACCUCUUCUGGCCGCACCGCGCUGAGUUCGUGCGCAUGGCGGUCAAGUUUGGAGCAGUGAUCAUUCCCUUUGCAUCGGUGGGAGUUGACGAUGCAUACAAUUUUGUGCUGGAUGCGGACGAGCUACCCAACGUGCCAGUGUAUGGGGAGCAGAUGAAGGAGUUCAUGGACUAUGUGCCUAAAGUCAGAGAGGACGAAAUAGCAGGGCCAGCAGCAGAGCGCUUCCUGGCGCCAGUGGUGCUGCCCAAGAAGAUCAACCGCCUCUACAUCAAGUUUGGCGCCCCCAUCCGCACUGCCGGCAUGCGGGAGGUGUUGACAGACCAGCAGGCAGCAGUGGCGCUGUACGCGCAUGUGAAGGGCGAGGUGGAGGCAGGGAUAGAGUACCUGCUGAGGAAGCGAGAGGAGGACCCGUAUGCUGACCUUGGGGCGAGGCUGCUGUAUGAAGCCACGUGGGGGGGCGAGAGGCAAGCACCUACUUUCAAGCCACCGAGCUGUGUUGCUGCUACUGCAGCUCUCGCAGUCUCGCCCGUGCGCACUCACUCACCGCAGCUGCCAUGCCCCUCUCCACCCACGCUUGCCUCUUCACCCACACUGCUCUCCCCUGAUGCUCGGAACAGAAGCACACGAACGUGCCCGUUACCACCCCAACCUCUGCACAUCAACGCCAAGCCUUGCUGCUACUACAGCUCUGGCAGUCUCGCCCGUGCGCUCUCACUCACAGCAGCUGCCACGCCCCUCUCAACCCACACCCCUCUCCUCUUCCCCCGGUUUCUCUGCACCAGUGUUCGGAAGCUGGAAAACGUGACGUGA
Messenger RNA from Closterium sp. Naga37s-1, 2973 nucleotides. Lineage: Eukaryota; Viridiplantae; Streptophyta; Zygnematophyceae; Desmidiales; Closteriaceae. The record is from the annotation of a GenBank genome assembly.